AUGAGUGAAGUUGAUACCAUGAGCCAUCUCACUCGCGCUGGAGUUGAGAAGCUUCCAGCCUUGGGGGAUAAGCCUCCGAGAAUCAACACUCGCUAUGUCGUCAAAUCCAACCCGGAGAUUCGCCUCAAGGCAUCGGACGAGAAUGUACGAGCCGAGACUUGGUUCAGAACUCCGCCAUUCAACGCCCACACGAUCCGCAUGAUUCGCGCCGUCAAAUUGUUUGCUGAAUCGCACGAUCAGGGUUCAGUAGACGACAUGAUGCAGGGAAACUGGACAUGGUUUCAGUUGGCUGUACUCAGCAGUGACAAAGCUACGUCUCCCAAGAAAGGCAGUGAUGGACAAGAGCUUGUCGUCACGAGCCACGCAAAUAGAGUCGCCUCUGAUGAGUUUGAGUGGCUGGAGGGAGGAACUGUGGACACGCGCCGAAUCUUCUUGCAGGCACUCGAGCCCGGGAACGUCAUCGCAGUCCGUGUUUGCGCCCGCUUCCUCGGAUGGGAAAUGUUCGCGAGGAAUGGACACCUCGUUGUUGAAAUGGGCGAGGAUAACCAGCCCGUGCCAAUCAAACCCAUCAAGAUUGACACGGAUGAUGCGAUUCCCGCCCGACGCAAUGUGCAAACAUGGUACAACGAAACCAAGACCUGCCACGAAACGGGACUUGAACUGUCACUGUUUAUCCGAGCAAUGAGAGUUUUCCAGUCCCUCCGUCCCGAGGACCAGCUAUCGUACUACCGCAUCGCUGGAAUUCAUGGCUUUCCAUGCAACGUGCCAUGGAACACGGGCGAUCCGGUGAUUCCGCUCGAUGACCCGAACCUCGAAAAGCUGUUGGAGGAGAAAAAAGGUGGCCAGUAUUGUGAGCAUAACAAUUAUCUAUUUCCCACCUGGCACCGCGCGUACAUGUUGCUAUAUGAGCGAAGGAUUAGCGACCUCGUGAUGGAGGAAGCCUUGGAACGUAAACAUGAAAACGAGAAAUGGGUGCAGGCGGCAGAAUGCUGGCGUCUACCCUAUUGGGACUGGGCCGCCCAUCCAAGGCUCCCUGACAUCGCCUGUGACGAGACAAUCAGCGUCAUAAAAUCUUGGAACGGUCGAGACGAGCCCCAGAUGGAAGACUUGGGUAACCCAAUGUAUCGCUUCCAAAUGCCUGGUCUUAAGCCUAUGGGUGAUUCUUCAUAUGGCGACUACCGCUUGAAAAACACCGAGAAACAGUCGGUAUGUAUUCACCUGGAGUGCUGUGGCUGGAAUAUGGUACUCAUGACAGUCAGUGGCACAAAUGUGUUGGCACCAGUCGCCAUAGCAUCAAGCCCAGCGACUCUAAUGGGCGCUGGGUAA
This is a messenger RNA of Beauveria bassiana ARSEF 2860, 1326 nucleotides long. RefSeq names its product tyrosinase-like protein. The coding region runs from base 1 to 1326 and encodes 441 amino acids. NCBI's taxonomy places the organism in Eukaryota, Fungi, Ascomycota, Sordariomycetes, Hypocreales, Cordycipitaceae. The transcript has 5 exons. Gene Ontology annotation, molecular function: oxidoreductase activity. The record is from RefSeq and is a predicted model, not a curated record.